Coregonus sp. 'balchen' is the source of this 2522-nucleotide messenger RNA. Lineage: Eukaryota; Metazoa; Chordata; Actinopteri; Salmoniformes; Salmonidae. The record is from the annotation of a GenBank genome assembly.
GAGCCCAAGGCUGCCAAGCUUAACCUGUUCAGGAGGAAUAACGCCUGUAUGAAGACUAAGGAGGAGGAAGAGAAGGAGAUCCAAUAUGAGGACCCCCCGGAUGGUGGCUGGGGCUGGAUGAUUGUACUUCACUGCUUCCUGGUACGGCUUCUUCUUUCCUCCUCUUUGGGUUUUUGGAGGUUUACGAAAUGUUUAUCUAUUGGACAUGUUUCUAGCAUUUCUUGAAAUAAUUGUUGAUAUGUUAUACAAUUACACAGGGUUGGGGUCAAUUCCAUGUCAAUUUGGAAAGUAAACCAAAUUCCAAUUCUAGCAUUGAAGUGAAUUGGAAUUGGAAUUGUAGUGUACUUCCUGAAUUGACUGGAAUUUAAAAGGAAUUGACCCCAACCGUGCAUGGUUGUGGUGUGGCAGACCAUGUGCUCACAUGUUGGUUUGUGUGUGUGUGUGUGUGUUUGUGCCUGCCUGUCUGCCUGUCUGCAUCCCUCCCUCCCUCCGUCUGUCUGUGCCUCCAGGUGAACGUGCUGGUGAUGGGGACCCUAAAGAGCUUUGGGAUCUUCUUCGUGGCGUUCCAGGAUGAGUUCGGAGGGUCAGCAGAGAGUAUCAGCUGGAUCGGCUCCAUCAUGUCUAGCCUGCGGCUCUCUGGAGGUCAGAGUUCACAUGACAGGAAAACAUUCAGAAUUCUACUGUAUGUGUGUGUGCACGUGUGUGUUUGUGGGGAAGUCAGAUUUGUUUGUGUGUGUGUGUGUGUGUGUGUGUGUGUGUCUCGCUCAAGGUCAGAGUUCACAUGAAACCAAAGUCUGACCGCAUCACUCGUCCCUCUGGGUCUGGGGUCUGGCUCUUGUGUUGCAUCGCCUUAACCACUGACAACAUCUGACGCCUAGUCUUUCUGACUAAGAGCUUAGUGGACGGACGGAUGGAUGAACAAAUUAUGGAACACAUUUUCAAGUUUGUCUGUUUGUUCCUGUGUUAGGUCCCCUGGCCUCUGUAGCGUGUGCGAAGCUGGGUAACAGAGUGACCUCUAUAGCUGGGGCUGUGCUGGUCAGUGUUGGCUUCCUCAUGAGUAUCUUUGCCACCAGCGUGGUAUUCCUCUAUAUCAGCAUGGGGCUGAUUGUAGGUAAGUUAACAAGUUAAAAGCUCAAACAGUUAAAAGAGGUUAAAGGUUAAAGGUUAAAGUGCUAUCCGUGCUACAAAGCAGAGUAGCCCUGGGUCCAAAUACUUAAUAGUUUACUUGAAAGUAUUUGUCUUUAGGUAUUUGAUAUACUAGAACUUAGUUGUUGUUUUUUUGUCUAGCAUUUGUAAUUUGGUGACAAAUCACAUGUUUUUAAUGAAGAAAUCUGAAUCAUAAGUAUAUGAUCAUAAAUAUGUCAUCUAUCCCCUCUCAGGCCUUGGAUUUGCGCUCCUGUACCAAGCCACCUCAGUUGUCACGGCAACAUAUUUCCGUAAGAGGUUAGCGACGGCAUACUCCAUCGGACGGUCUGGGAUGGGCUUGACCUUCGCCCUCGCCCCCUUCACUCAGCUUCUGCUGGAGCAGUACGCAUGGCAAGGUACACACACACACACUACGUCUGUUGGGGUGUGGGAAGUAUUUAAUGAUUCAUCAUUUAAUUAUGUAUAUCUCUGUGUCUGUUACAUAAUAUGCCAUUUAGCAGACGCUUUUAUACAAAGCGACUUACAGUCAUGUGCGCAAUCAUUUUUACGUAUGGGUGGUCCCGGGGAUCGAACCCACUACCCUGGCGUUACAAGCGCCGUGCUCUACCAGCUGAGCUACAGAGGACCAUGUCUACUGUAUCAAAAUGCUAUUCUAGAUUGAUGCUGUAAAGAGCCUGAAACACUUCUAUGCUCCUCCCACAGGAGCUCUGCUGAUCCUGGGAGGCUUGAUGUUGAACCUGGUGGCCUCUGGGAUGCUACUAAGACCCAUCCACGUGAAGCCUGCACCACCCCCGUCCUCAACCUCCUCUUCAUCCAUCCAAAAAAGCCCUCUGAUAGGUCCAGAGAAGGAAAAGGACCGACCUCAGAAUGGAUCCACGGCGUUAACCAAUGGCAUCGCCAAAUCAGACCCUUCCUCUUCCGCUCCUCCACCCCUCCACUGGGACACCACGACCCCAGAGAAGGCCACGACCCCUGGGCUGGGACAGAGCAACCACAGCCACCAGAACAGGCAGGUGAACGGGAACGUUAAGGAGGCGUCCCCCACCAUGCCACUCACAGGCACCUCCAGUCCUGUGGAACAGAACGGUACCAUUAGCAUAAACGGUUCCGCCGUGGUUGGGUUCUCAUCGCCGAACGGCACCACCACCGUGGACAACCCCAUCCCACCGGCCGUGAACAAGAACAGAGUCCUGGACUUCUCCCUGUUGAAGAACCCCUUCUUCUGCAUCUACACCUGGUCCCUGGUGUUCAGCCAGCUAGCAUACUUCAUCCCCUAUUUCCACCUGUCUGCCCGGGCCAGGAACCUGGGCAUCGACGCCAUGGACGCUUCCUUCAUCAUCUCUGUGGCAGGUGAGUCUCACCUGGUCAAAUCAUAA